Betta splendens (Siamese fighting fish) is the source of this 5889-nucleotide messenger RNA. Its product is annotated as KIAA0825 ortholog. The record is from RefSeq and is a predicted model, not a curated record. The transcript is spliced from 23 exons. Lineage: Eukaryota; Metazoa; Chordata; Actinopteri; Anabantiformes; Osphronemidae. Bases 460 to 4284 code for a protein of 1274 amino acids.
UGAUUGUAAAGCUAGUAUGCGUCCGUCACCGUGGAUGCAUCUCCCCUGUUUCCUUCGUCACUUGGUCUCUUCCACAGGGCGGAAGUUUUAGGGAGCUGCUUCCAGGUUGUUGUCACGGACGCUUACGCUUCCCGGAAAUAACCAAAACAGCUCUCUACAUGUUACACCAACUGGAUGACGGAAAUAUUUCGUAAAAUGAUGUAACAAUGAUCACUUCGCGGCUGAUACGUGAUAAUAUCACACGUGAUCAGCGCCGCUCCCGCAUAGUCUUAGCUUUCAGUCGCACUGAUUUAUCUUAGGUACGUGUUGCCAUAGUUUCUGCUCAGUGACUGGUUUGCAGUUUGUUGCUGCUAUAAAUGUCAGCAGCAAGUGGCUGCAAAUGUCUUUGGUCUCGCUGCCUGUGGAUGAUAACAUUUAAUCCAAAGGCGAAUGUAAAGGAAGAAACAGGCUCCGGGCGGGAUGGAGUGGCCGGCGGACCUCCCCGACGACUGCGCCUUCGUGGAGCUGCCGGCUCCGGCGGUUUGCAGUGAGCUGGACCUCGAACACCUUCUGAAAAGCACAGAGGAGAAGCUCAACCUCAAUGCCAGCAGCAUUGAACAGCAGCUGAAGGAGCUGCAGGCCAAACUGGGAGAUGUCCACACGGGGGAGCGUCCACUCAGCCCGUCGGACUUCUUCCACUUGUUCAACGUCAGGGCUCACGCCAGUGUCAGACCUGUGACCACUGGACACCAGGAGCUCAUGGACUUCCUCAGAGCUUUGCAACACUAUCUGAGAUCAGAGGAGGAGGGGAAGGAGCAGGCAACACUUCAGCUCCUUGUGGAUGUAUCUGUCCAGUGUGGCGUCUGCUUUCCUUGCUCCUCAUCCUCUCCUCUUCAUCCUCAGCAGACUUCAGUGCAUGCAGCCAAAGAUGAUUCUUCAUUAGAGGUCCUGGAGGCCUGGGAUAAUGUGCGUGUUCAGCUGCGUCGCCACCUGCUGGACCGGCUGUCUUCCUGCAGCCCUGAUAAAAAUAUUUCCUCUUUGUCCAUUUCUGAACGAGUUCAAUGUCUGCAACAGCUAUUAUUUCUUUACACAGAGUCUGAAGCGCUCACAUAUUACCAGAGCCUCAGGAGCAAGUCUGUGCAGGCUCUCAUUCACUCAGCACUGAGCUGCAGCCCGGGUGCUGAGACUGGAUUUGACAGACUGGCACUGGCUUUUGGCGCAGUGGUCCCAGCCCUGUCCCAAGCCAUCGCGGAGGAGCUCCACGUCCUCACCAGGCUGGCCGAAUCCCACACCGUGCUGGGUUUCCUCAACGCCGCCUACCUCAGCACCGUGGCCCGAGAGCUGACCUCUCUGGUGGAGAGGGAGCGUGAGGCGGCCCUGAGGGACAACACCACAGUCAGCAGCAAGAUCAAAAAGUACUCGGCCCGGUCCCGAGCAGCUGUGGCGCCGGUGGAGCCGCCCGCGAGUAACAGGAGCUUCAGUUUGACCUCCCACCAGCUGAAGGCGUUGACCCAGCUGGCCUGCACCCUGCUGGGGCUGGAGAGCCACGUGAAGGAGCUGGUCACCAACGUGAACUCCAUCGACUGCACAGGGGACGCGCCCUGUGUAAAAGGCAUCUUGAAAAAGCGCAGAGCGCAUUCUGAUGGGAUGACAGGUCCCAAGACGUCCGCUGCGGAAACACUUCCCCGCACUCCAGAGGCCCACGCUGUGGAGUUCGACUGGAGGUCAGCGUUCCGGGGUCUCGCCCCGCACAUGCAGCACUGUGUUAAAGUGGUGCUGGAUGAUGUUUGUGCCAAGAGCCUGCAGCAGGAAGAGGACUCGCACUCGGCGGGACGCGCAUCCAUCGCCCUGAGCCCGACGGCCGGACGCGCUUCCAGCCCCCGACUCAGAGAGGACUCCUUUUACGCCGUCUCCGAGCGGGAGACUCCCAAAAUGAUAGCUAAGUUCUGUGGGUCGGUCCUGGCCCAGCUGGACGCCCUGCUGCCCCUGGCGGCGGCCUGCGGGGGCGGCGGCCUCGCCGAGGUGCAGUCGAGCUUCGUGGAGGCGUGCGGCAGGGCGGCGUUCGCCAUGCUGGGCCGUCUGCAGGAGAGGGCCCUGGAGGUGCCGUCCUCCGCGCCGCUGAGGAACCUGCCGGCGCUGCUGUCCUCUUGUCUGUAUGCGCACCAACGGCUGGAGCACUACCACGCCAGGCUGAAGGACUCAAACACCAGCGCCGCUAAAGUGCCUCUGACGCUGCUGCCUGUCCAGAAGUACCAAGACACGGCUGUGGCGCUGAAAGAGCAGCUCACCAGCUACUGCGUCCAGGUCUGUUUGACGUGCAUUCUCCAGGACGCAGAGAGUCACCACUGGGCUGACCCCAAACCCUUCUACGAGGGCGAGCGCUGCUCCUUCUCGCUGCAGAUGUGGUUCUACUUCCUGUGCGGGCUUCGCAGCGACCUGUGGGCGAUCCUUCCAGCGCAGUCGGCCCGGGAGGUGCUCGGUCAGGUGCUGUCGGAGACGCUGCGGCUGCUGGUGCAGAGAUACGCCAGGGCUCGUCCUUCGUACAACAGACACAUGCAGAUCAGAUGUGACAUCACCUUGGUGCUGCUGUAUGUGGAGCAGCUCGUGUGGAGUCUGUGUGAAAGUCCCGAGGCCUUGAUCCGCCCCAGCGGUUCGUCGGCCGCUGUUAUAAUAACGGGCAAAACGGACUGGACGUAUCAGAUCCACUGCUUGUGCGAGCAGCUCCUGACGGUCCUCGUCAUUGGCACGGCCCCCCUGUCUUUGCUGUAUAGGAUGUUUGUACUGAAUCCUGCUCCACACGAGCCUGACGUCCCUGUAUCACACUGGCUGAACGUCGUCGACCCUGACCUCUUCACUGAGCAGGCCAUCGCAGACGGCCCCGCGGGCUGCGCGGCCUUCCGGUGUCAGCUGAGGCUGCUGACCUCUGACCCGGGACUCCAUCCCAAGCUGCUGCUGCGAAUGCUGCUGCACGGAGACUGUCACCUGCCCAGAGCACUCCUGGAAAACUCUCAUUUGUGCCAGGGGAGCGACUUCAAAGUGUCUGCGGAGGCUCGUAAGGCAGGAGAUGACUUCAUAGUUUCGCUCUUCAACCUUUUCAGCUGCCUGAGUAACGCUCCUAAGGCCUUGACUCAGGCUCUCCGGCCGUACAUGGAGCGGGCUCACAUGUGGGAGCAUCUGUACACACUGGCAGACACCACACGGGCAGCACCCGUCCUCAUCAGCUGUGUUCGGGCAACACUCACCAAAUGCACCAACAGCCUCCUGGUGCAUCUGGUUACCAUGGUGAUGGACCAUCACAUCGCAGAAGAACCCAGCAGGGCCUCGUUUAGGCGAAAUGUGCCUGAACGCGUUCUGGCUAAAAUACCUAAGGAGUGGAACUACACGCCGCCGGAAGGCCGGGGUCAGGGGACGCCCACCAAAACUGUCGUACCCCUAGCGAUUCAGGCCAUUUCUUUCAUUUUCACCAACCUGCCCUCGGCCGUGGCGUCCGUGCCUCUUACCGUUCGCCACCUCUUCCAUGUGGCAGAGGUUCGCCUAACGCAGCACACGCGUCAGCUGCGCGUGGUGGGCCUGCUGCCCUGGGCCAUGCUCGGCUGCCUGAUCCAGGGCCUGGAAGACCCGGACGCGCUAGAACAGGUCAGCGGUCAGGCUUUGGGUCGCAGGGCGAAGGACCUCCUCUCCCUGCUGGCUGAGUGCCUGCAGGCCGCCAUGGGAGUCCAACAGAAGGGUGUCCCCAAGCCCACGGUGCAUAAAGUGCUGCAGCUGCUAGAGGAACACAGACCCAAAUGGAUAAACGUGCAGCUACAGAAGGCCCGCAAGCUCUGCUCAGACAGCGUGUUCGAGCAACGGAAAGAGAGCGGAGUCGCCGCAGCUGAACUGACUGAGCAGAAAAUAGGCCUGAUGCUGCUGGAGGUCUGCCACAAAGCAGGUGGCAGCGACUACCUGAGGCAGAUCUAUCACAUCAUCCAAGGCAAUGAGGAGCUACUGAUGUCUAAAGCAAGCGGAGGAGCGGACUCGCCCGGUGAUCCCCGCUUGGUGAACUUUGCACCCGACAACUCUGGCCGUGCGGAAGCUGCCCGCUUCGACCCGCUGCGCCAGUUUGACCACAUCGGCAAGAAAAGGCUGGAUCAGAGCGCCGUGGCCGCCUGGGCGUGGGACUGGCCGGGGCUGCUGCCAGGCUACCGGGGCAUCAGCCGGGUCACCUUCAGAACUCUGCUGGCCAACAGGACCUCGCCGGCCCGUCCACCCCCUCCCCUCCCUCUCCAUCGCCGCCGUCAUCCCUCCAUGCACCGCAACGAGCAGUGACGUUUAUUUCAAGCGCCUGUCACCAGUGGGUUUGAGAGAAAUGUGUCAUUACAGCCUUGACAACAAGGUGGCACUCUGCACUAAGACAAAUCCCCCGAGGCCACGCUCUCCCCAGAGGCCACCUUUACCCGGCGAGGAGCGGGGAAACAAGGAGAGGCGCCGACAAACAGGGGAGGAAGCGGGAGCGAGAGGGAGAGAGAGAGUCCUGUGUUCUGAGCUAUGUUUGAAUGCUCCGCUACAAAGACGUCGUCUUUCCAAGCACCCUGUGAUUUUGCCUUAUUGACUCGUGGCUCUGCUGCAGCUGCUAUUUACAUGUGUUUGUUGACGUGCGCGCAUGUGAUGGUAAUGACAUAAAGCGCGCGCAGAAAACAAUGAAUAACCAGCGUUUAAUCAAAGUCUGAUUCAGCAGGCUCACACAUCAAAGCCGCAGCAACUGGGAAUAUGCGUCGCCCCGCGCACUGGCUUUAAUGGUGUGGAAACAGCCGAGGGUGAGCUCGUGGGUAUGGAGCGUGUGAGUGCCCCCGGUGGCGGCGGUGGCGGUGGUGGUCUGCUCGUGUCAUCUCCCAUCCAGGUAGACGUGUGUGAUGGUGCCGCUCUCGCUGGAGGGAGAGCACGGGGCACGUAAACGCCUAGAGCCAUCUGCAGCAGACCUCACACCGCAACAUCUGUGGCGCUCACACACACACACACACACACACACACACACACUGGAUUCAUCCCCACACACUUCUACGUCGCUGGGAUUUAGCUGUCAUAUACUGAGCAUAUGGCAACCCCCCCCCCCCCUUAAGGUCCAACCUCAGAUGUGUCAGGCUACGUAGAAUUAGUCUCAAUUCUUCCUCGUAAUAAAAGGUAGUUAUUCACAUUAUGCGGAGGUCACUCACAUAGCAACUGUCAAAUUAGGGCGCAUUUUGAUUUGAUUGCCCAACGACGCGCGGGGAGAAGCUGCGGUGAGUGAUUUCCAGCACGCAGUUCAAUAAAGGCUGAUUUGUAAUGGCUGCGUUGCGUUGAGUCGAUGGCUGAGGUCAUUCUGAACUUCUUCUCCCACACUCGGUCUUAUUGCGGCGCGGCGCCGGUGACACGUGUGCGCCGCGGUAAUCUGUCUCAUUUAAAGCUCAUUGACUGACGCUUCUAUACACUGGAUGCAGCUGAAGGAUCUGGGCUGUUUUUGUUACGGUGCCGGUUUCACUCGACAAACGCUCAACGUAUGCGUCUUGUGGGCGUGAUGCAGUUCUCGGCGGGUCGCGUCAGGAGUCCGGUUCCAAAACAUACACGCAUCAUCGGGGGCCUCUGCUCCUCUCUGACUGUUUAUUUCUGCACGAGCCUCCAGGAUGCGAGCGCUGUGCACGGCCUUCAUCAACCGUUUGUUCCCUUUCUUGUGCGGUUGUUGCGGACGCGAGCCACCUGCAGCACCUCGCCCACCGUCGCCUCCUCUCCCGCCAUCCAUCCGUUAUCCUCAGAGGGGGUCGCGGGCCUGCUGGAACCACUCCCGGCUGUCAGCGAGCGACAGGCGAGGUCAAUCAGGACCAACGCGCUGAGACCUACAGACAUUUAGACUUGAGUUCAGAACCUCAGAUUCAAACGCGGGUCUGUUUGUUCUAGUCU